This is a messenger RNA of Penicillium antarcticum, 1047 nucleotides long. RefSeq names its product nitronate monooxygenase. Gene Ontology annotation, molecular function: nitronate monooxygenase activity. The record is from RefSeq and is a predicted model, not a curated record. NCBI's taxonomy places the organism in Eukaryota, Fungi, Ascomycota, Eurotiomycetes, Eurotiales, Aspergillaceae. The transcript has a single exon. The coding region runs from base 1 to 1047 and encodes 348 amino acids.
AUGUCUCACCUAACUGCCCUCAAAGCCUACCUCCCAUGGAUUCAAACCCCCCUCGUGGCUAACGCUCCCAUGAGCGGCAGCGCAAAAAGUAAGCUGGCGAUCGCCGUGACACGCGCGGGCGGCCUAGGCCAAAUCGGCUUCCUGGAUGACAUGCAUGAACUAUUGACCGAGCUGGAAAGCACCAAAAAGGGUCUUGAAGAGUCGGGGUUCAACACUUCGAAGACGCUUCCCAUUGGCUUGGGCGUUAUCGUCUUCGGCUCGUCGAUGCAUGCCUGGAUGCCACUCUUCGAGAAAUAUAAGCCGGCUGUGGCCUGGCUUUCUUUUGCCGAUACGGAUACACUGAGUCAGUGGACUGAAGGUGUUCGGAAAUCCUCGCCUGAGACUCGGGUCUGGGUGCAAAUCGGAAGCGUUGCUGCUGCUGUUGAUGUAGCGCAGGCCUGUCAUCCUAAUGCACUUGUUCUGCAAGGCGGGGAUGCUGGAGGUCAUGGACAUGAGAACGGUGCUAGCAUUGUAUCUCUUUUCCCCGAGAUUGCUGAUGCACUUCACUAUCUUGGACUUGGUGAUAUUCCACUCAUCGCUGCUGGUGGAAUUGUCGAUGGGCGGGGAUGUGCUGCGGCACUGACUCUUGGUGCCGCUGGGAUCGUCAUGGGAACAAGGUUUCUCGCUGCCGAGGAAACUUCCAUUCCUAAUAUUUAUCGGGAUGCAGUCUUCGAAGCGUCUGAUGGAGGUCGAACAACAGCCCGAUCGCGGGUUUUUGAUGAGGUCUGGGGUCCGAACUUCUGGCCUGACAUUUAUGAUGGGAGAUGUCUUCGGAAUAAAAUAUACGAACACUAUAAGAAUGGAGUUGACGUGAGGAAAAUUCAGAGUUGGAUUUCUGAAGCGAUGAAUGGUCCUGAUUCUGUGAACUUGGAUACGAAAGACAUGGGUAGCAUUUGGGCUGGAACGGGCGUUGGACUAGUGAAGAAACAGGAGAAGGCGGCAGUGAUCAUUGAUGAGGUGAGAGGAGAUGCGCGGAAGUAUUUGAAAAGGGCCUCGCUGUGUCUAUAA